ACCAAUGAAUAUUUAAGUGACUCAAGCAGUUGUACUAAUAAUGGAUCUAAAUUAGAAUCAGAUGAUUAUAAUAACUACGAGUCUAAUUAUGAGUCAGAUAAUGAAGAAGCUCACUGCACCUCAACAAGCAUUACCAAGUCUUCAUCAGUUCAGCUAUCAAAUAUAGAAGAGCAAAAGGCUAAUACGAUAUACACUUUAAGACAAGAAAAGUUCAAUAAUAAUUUUACUUCCAAGAACUUGCUAAAUAGUAUUCAGGAAAUUCUUUCAUCGCCACCUAAAGAUAUGUCAAAUAAUAAAGGCUCAUUAAAUUGUCUUCCAAUCUAUUCAUUCCUCUUUCCAAAUAAAAAAGGCCCUAGCCUAUAUAAUGCUUAUAACCAGGAUGAGGUUGAAAAUAAAUUGGUUAUCAAAAUCGAUCAAGAUGAUCAAGCCCCAAAGUUUUCUGUUGCAGAUGAUAUUUCUGAAGUAUAUGGUUUGCCUGGAAUUUAUGAAUAUAUUAAUGGUCAAAAACCUUUAAGAGCCGUAAUUGAUAUAGAUGCUUCACAAGAAGAUAUAGAAACAACUGGUGUUAAGAUGCAAGAAGUAUUUAUUCAAAUCUGCCUAUCUUUCAUAAGAGCCUUGUAUCGAAUUCUCGACUGUAGUUGGGAAAAUAUUCUCAAUAGCUGGAAUGAGCUCGAUCAUACAAGAGUUCAACCGUCUACUAGAUUAGGUCUCAAAGAUCAGAGGUGGUUUGGUCAUGUGUGUGCUAGUAGUGGAACGUUCAUUAUAAAAUGCUUCUGGCAAGGUAGUGGUGAACCUGGGGAUGUAAAAGGCUCGGGCUUCCCAAGAGCUUUUGUAAAAAUGCCAUCUUGGGUCAAAUGUAUUGAGACCCUUACGGCUACAGAAAUAUAUAAGAAGAGAUAUGUAAAACCAUUACCCAAUAAAGGUGAUAUUUAUGUAGGGUCACCUUGGGAAAUAGGAAAAACCUAUAUUUUUGAAAAAUUGGCUAUUCCUAAUAAUAUAAAUUUGCUAGUAUUAUCCAUGCACCACUCUUACUCAAAUGCUGUUGCUACAAAACUCAAUCUUAAGUUAUAUUGCGAUAUCGAUAGUAAUAUAAAUCUACCUGAUCACAAGAGGGUGGUUUGCCAGAUAGAGAGUUUACAUUGUAUUACUAACAAUUGCAAAUGCAAUAAAAAAUAUAAAUGUUCACCGAGCCAAUACGAUUUAUGGCUUGAUGAAAUAGUAUCUAUAAUUGCUCAGACACAAGGUCGUUUGGCGGAGCAAUCAAUAGAAAGUUUAUAUAAAUUAGUUCAAGAGGCAAGGCACAUUAUCAUCAUGGAUAAUGAUUUAACUGACCUUAAUAUCGAAUGGAUUAAGGCCCUUCAUAAGGAUAUACCAUUCUCAAUUAUCCACAAUAUUUACUAG
Molecule: messenger RNA, 1401 nt
Organism: Cetraspora pellucida
Lineage: Eukaryota; Fungi; Glomeromycota; Glomeromycetes; Diversisporales; Gigasporaceae
Source: the annotation of a GenBank genome assembly